AUGACGGCAUCCGUAGUCGCAAGUGUCACUGCGGCCGAGGAGGUGGGUUGUACCGGUCCGGUGACCCAGGACGGCGCUAUGAAAGGCGUAGAAGCCACACCAGAAGAACAAGAACGGUUAGCAACAGGAAACAAUAAUGGAUCUCUUGAUUGCAAAUUACCAACACCACAAGAAACGGAGCCGCGAACGGCGUUUCAUUCUACGAGAGUUUUCAUGUUGGUUUUUCUAUCGGGAUGGGUCCUACAAGGAAUGUUCCUCACGUACUUCGUCAGCGUGACGACGACAAUUGAAAAGUUAUUUAAAGUAGAAUCGAAGACGACCGGGACGUUGCUCGCGGCGACGGAAAUCGGACAAAUCUGCACGGCAUUGUUUCUGACUUAUUUGGCCGGACGCGGUCACAGACCGAGGUGGAUAGCGUCGAUGAUGCUCGUGCUGGCGGUCGGAGUGAUCGGUUGUGUGUUGCCGCACGCGCUGUACGGGACGCGGUUGAUGGACGUACACUUGGACUCGCACAGCGCCGGCGCGGCACCCGUGUGCUCCUUGGAAGGAAACUCGACGUCGAUCGCAUGCGACGCCGCUCACGCUAAGGGCCGGGCCACGCGAUCGUCUAUCACCGCCGUGGUGAUACCGUGGCUGUUCAUCUGCCUCCUCGUCGUCGGCGUGGGACAGACCGGUAUCGCCACUCUCGGCAUACCGUAUGUCGACGACAACGUGGGCAGCAGACAAUCGCCAUUAUAUAUGGCUAUUACAAUUGGCACGAGAGUGAUUGGACCAGCUCUUGGAUUCCUCCUCGGUGCGCUUUGUACCAGAGUGUACGUGGACCCCCUCGUUGACCCUGGAUACGAAUACAGCGAUCCAAGAUGGGUUGGAGCGUGGUGGCUCGGAAUGGUGUUCAUAGCCGGGUUUAUCGUGCUGCUGUCGGCGCUGAUGUUCUUCUUUCCGCGACAAAUCAAACAGAGUCCGAUGCCGCCGCCACCUAAGAAGACUAAAGAGAAGAAGGAACCGCUCUUUAAAGAUUUCUUCGCGACAAUCAAACGCCAACUGACCAACGACAUUUUGAUGUGGAGGACAGCGUCAUCGGUACUACAUCUCAUGCCCAUAAGCGGGGUGUACUCCUUUCUACCCAAGUACCUAGAAAAGCAGUUUCGACUGCCGACGCACGACGCCAACCUUGUCUCGGGUUUGGGUGGUAUAUUGGUGAUGGGUUUGGGGAUCAUAACUUCAGGCGUUGUGAUACUAAAGUUGGUCCCCACGGCGAGACAAGUCGCAGCUUGGACGGCUAUUACAGCCGCUAUUUACAGUGCCGGUAUGGUAAUGUUGAUGUUUGUCAGCUGUCCUGCGGAAACAUUCCGCGCUAUAACACCGGCAGACGUCGCAAACCUUUCCUGUAGCUCGUCUUGUCACUGUUACGGUGCCCCGUACUCGCCAGUGUGCGGGCAGGACUCGUACACGUAUCAAUCACCGUGUCAGGCCGGCUGUGUGAGUAGUGAGCAGCUUGACAACAGUACUUGGCUGUACUACAACUGCUCUUGCGUUGAUGGCAGUUCGAAGGGAGACAAGGCUAUUAAAACGCUGGAGCGCUACUCGCGGAAGGCGCCCGCACAGUUCGCGGUGAGCGGCGAGUGCAGCGGCGCGUGCAGCCAGAUCUACACGUUCGUGGCCGUGUUCGCGGCGCUCAUGUUCGUGCACGCCACGGGCGAGGUGGGCGCCGUGCUGCUCAUCAUCCGCUGCACCGACAAGCACGACAAGGCGAUGGCGAUGGGCGUGAUCCAGUUCGCGAUCGGCGUGUUCGGCAACGUGCCGUGCCCCAUCGUGUUCGGCGCGGCGGUGGACGCGGCGUGCCGCCUGCGCGACGCGGCGUGCGGCGUGCUGGGCGCCUGCGCCUCGUACGACGCCGACCGCCUGCGCCACUUCUACCUCGGGCUGUCAGCCGCGCUGAUGUUCCUCGCGUUUAUAAUGGACAUCCUGGUGUGGAGCCGCGCCGGCCGCAUUGACAUGAACCCCGCCGAGCGACCCCCCGACCGGGACCCACUGCCCAACGACACGCCGCUCUGAUGCACGCCUGCUCCACAAUCACCCUUUCCAUCAUCACCGCUAUCGCCCCCGCCAUCACCUCCGCCAUCACCUCCACCAUCACCACUACCAUCACCACAACCAUCACUUCCACUCUCACACCUACGUUCAUCAACAAGGACACUCUCAACAUUCAUCGACCGCACAUCCGAGUUCAAAUCCAAUCGGUAUGAAAUGUUGUAAGACUAUAAUUACAUAUAUACUGUAGUGGGUGCCAUAGAUCCUUUGUGUUGUAAGUGGCGAUUUUGAUUAUUCAACAUAAGUAUAGUAGGAAUUUCCCAGUGCGUCGCUAUUGAAUGUAUUGUAUUGUUAGACCUUUAAAGACAUGUCAAACGAAUUUAUUACUGUUCGUCAUGUUUUUAAUUAAUUAAAAUUAAUAAAUGAAUGCAGUUUUUGCAUUGACUUUAGCAAUCCAACAAAUAUAUCGGGGGGUAAUUUUCAUAUCAUUUUUACAUUUGAAAAAAUUUUCAGAUGCUAGUGCUGAGGAUUGAAAUAGAUUGAUUUUCUUCCAAACCAAGCCUUGUAUAAUGUAUAUUAGUAAAAAAAUAUUUUUAUUUUCGUCACUUUAAAAACAGCCCAUCACAAACGAGUUACUUUUAAGUAUUGUUGUAGGUGGAAUUAUGAAAAAUCAAUUAGAUUCGUAUCUAAUAUAAUCUCCUGAUAUACUCGUAUAGUCAAAGGGAUUUAGAAUGUUAAUAUAUUGAUGCUCUCAUGAAAGUCUUUGUUGAAGUAACAAAAAUAUAAUUAUAAUUAAAGUUUACUAAAAAUGCUAUUGCGUUCUAACGAAAUUUACGAAUAACGCAUUCAACUUAUUUGUUUGGUGUAUAUGUGAAUUUUUUUAUAAAUAAACAUUAAUUGCUUAGAAAAAUGUAUGUUGUCGGUGUUAAUAUAAAUUUGUCAUAAUAAUUAAAAUAUUGUAUGCUUGAUGUUAAGAUACUUUUAAUUGUUACUAUUUCUAUAAUUUUCAAAUCACAAUUUUUACUGAUACUUUUUUACUGUUAAUAACGACUGAACAAUGAAAUAUACUAUAAUUGCAUUUUAUUAUUUAUACAAUUUU
This is a messenger RNA of Melitaea cinxia (Glanville fritillary), 3130 nucleotides long. RefSeq names its product solute carrier organic anion transporter family member 74D-like. Gene Ontology annotation, cellular component: membrane. Gene Ontology annotation, biological process: transmembrane transport; sodium-independent organic anion transport. The transcript has 11 exons. The record is from RefSeq and is a predicted model, not a curated record. Bases 1 to 2055 code for a protein of 684 amino acids. Lineage: Eukaryota; Metazoa; Arthropoda; Insecta; Lepidoptera; Nymphalidae. Gene Ontology annotation, molecular function: protein binding.